Messenger RNA from Durio zibethinus, 2880 nucleotides. RefSeq names its product la-related protein 1C-like. Gene Ontology annotation, molecular function: RNA binding. Lineage: Eukaryota; Viridiplantae; Streptophyta; Magnoliopsida; Malvales; Malvaceae. The record is from RefSeq and is a predicted model, not a curated record.
AGCAUCAACAGACGCACACAAAUAUAAAUAAAAAUAAAUAAAUAAUAAGAGAGAAAAACAGAAAGAGAGAGAGAGAGAGAAGCAGAGGCUAUAGAAGCCUCCAUCGCUUUCUUCUUCUUUUAACCUUCGUCUCUCUUCACAGAUCGGAUCAUCGAAUCCCUAAUUUUUUUGGAAAAUUCCUAAAUUUGCAUUUUCGAAACCUUGAAUUUUAACUCUCACUUUUUCUUUUUCUCCUCCCAAUUUUUUUAUUUUAUUUUAUCAUCGAAAUUUUGUUCUCCGUUUUUUAGUGUUUUUCUUCGUCGAUCAACUUGUCGGCUUAAAAAGGAAAGGGAAAUCCAAUUUUGUUUAAUUAGGGUUUGAUAUGGCUGCCAAUACUGAUACGGCUAAUUUCAAUAUCUCCGCUGCAGUGACAGCUGUUAAUCACUCUCCCACUAGCCCUAAUCAAUCACAUCGUGCCACGAGGGCGGUUUCUUCACCCUGGACACAUAACGUCCGUGGAGAAUCGGAGCCAAUCGCCGGUAUUCCUUUAUCGCCUUCGGCCUCUUCUUCGUUGUCACCAUCAAUGGUUGUGAUUGAGCCAACUGUUACCCCGGUGGGCGAAGAGGAAGGCGUGGAGAAUGGGACUGCUGGGCCCAAUGGCAAUGCCGGUAAGAGGCCGGCGUGGAACAAGCCUUCCAACGGCGCUGCCGAGUUUGGGGCCGUUAUGGGGGCCCACUUGUGGCCUGCUUUGUCUGAGUCCGCUAGGGUUUCUUCUAAAUCCUCUUCGGAUUUACCCAGAGCUUCAUCGGAUGGAUCGUCAUCCCCUUCUGCUGGGAGUGGAAGUGCAUCACCAUCGUCUUCAGUGAAACAAGUCAGUGCAACCUUGAAUUCAAAUUUGAAUCCAAACCAUGCAAUGCCUGCACGCCAAAGGUCAAUGAAGCAUGGUAAUAACUUAGCAUCUAAUGGUGGCCUCCCGCAGCCACUGCCUCAAGGUCCUGCGGUUGAAGCACCUUUGAAUAGCCCUUCUUCUAGGGACCACAUACAGAGAAGUGGAUUUGUGUCACAGCCUCAUAGUGGUGGUAAUGAUCACCCAAACCCACGUAAUUCAUUCAGACAUCGUAAUGGUGGUCCACAUCCACGAGGAGAUGGUUCUCCCCAUCAGAAUUAUGGAGGCAGGCGCAAUCGAGACCAUGGAAAUCAGGAUUGGAAUAGUCGGAACUUUAAUAAUAGGGAUGGUCACGUGCAGCCAAGAGUUGUUCCCAGGUUAAUGAGGCACCCAGCACCACCUCCACCUCCAAAUACUGCACCAUUUAUUGCACCCCCGCCUGUGCGGCCUUUUGGCACUCCCAUGGGGUUUCCUGAAUUGGCAUCUCAUGUUUAUUUAGUCCCAUCACCUCCUCCAGAGUCGCUUAGAGGUAUGCCAUUUGUUGCACCAAUGCCCCCAGCGUUUUUCCCUGCUCCAGAGCCUCAAGACCAUCAGUUGCAUGCCAGGAUAGUGAAUCAGAUUGAUUAUUAUUUCAGUGAUGAAAAUCUAAUUACGGAUACAUACUUGCGGAAGAACAUGGAUGAUCAGGGCUGGGUUCCUAUUAAAUUAAUAGCAGGCUUCAAAAUGGUUUCACUUUUGACUGAUAAUAUUCAGCUUAUACUGGAUGCUCUUCAAAGUUCAGUAGUCGUGGAAGUGCAGGGUGACAAAGUGAGGAAGCGGAAUAAUUGGAGACGAUGGAUAAUGCCGCCUUCUAUGCAAUUCCCUACCAUGUCUGGUCAGGAUAUGCUGGAGGCCUGUGUUCAGAAUAUUUCAUUGGAUCAGAGAAUUGCUAACCAGAGUAGUGCAAGGAGCCAUGAAAAUGCUUAUGCUGAUGGACUGUCAGGUAGAUCAUCAUCAGGGGACUUCAAUAACCAGUCACAGCUAUUCAGCAAUGAGGGAACAGCUGCCAUUGCUCAGGGUGGUCCAGCGACUAAUUCAAAUUAAGCUAAAUGUGGUUUGAUGCACGUUUUCUUGCUUAAGUUCCUGGAAGAUAUAGCAGAGGAUGAUCUUGACACCAUGGGUGAUUAUCUUGCCUUUCUUGAAGAUAGUUGUUCGGCCUUGGCAUGAUGAAAUGUGAUUUCUCAUGCCACAACUUAGAAAAAACUUUACAAAAUCAAAAGGAAAACAACUUUUAGAAAGAGAAAAAAAAAACAGAAUAUUUCAAAAAAAAAUAAAAGAAUUUGAACCUUUUUAAACUUGAGCUAGUGGCAUGAAAUUGAUGUGGCUGCAUUUUUUUUUUUUAAAGGGUGGAGGGAAUGUUGCUUUAUACUUCACUAUUUGUGGUGGCGUACAUGGUGUUUAAAUCUGGGGAAUUUUGAUUUGCUGCCCCUCUGCUAUUUUAAAAAAAAUAAAAAUCUUUGGGGUCUAUAGCCUCCUGUUGUGGGGCUAAGUAUACAAACUUUGAAAGAACAAAGUCCUUGAUGGGUUCAUGUCUUGACAUAUUAUGCGAGGGGGGGAAAGGUGAACGGAUCUUUUGCAGCACCAGCACCAGCACCAGCUCAUCUAACUAGUGGUAAAUCUCUGUUCAUGGUUACAUGCUUUCCUUCAUUCAAGGCGUAUAUCAUUUAACGAGAAUUGUUUUUUAUAUAUGCUUACUUUUUCAUACAACUAUAUCAAGGACUUGCUUUCGCUGCAUAAAGGUUUCCUUAAUUUGUUGGGCAAACCAUUAAAGUUACAACUGGAUGUAUGAUUUAAGUUUUGGGGCUUGUGGUACUUUUUACUUCCACUAGAAUAACAUUACUAGUAGUAUUAUUUAUUAAUCUCUGCUGCCUGUCUUGUUUUAUGCUCUGUGCUUAUGGCAUUAAUUCACUAUUAGUCAAAUAUUUAAUGUGAAUGAACUAUUAGAUUAAGUUGCUCACUGAGUCAUGAUCAAGCAC